AUGAAUAUCAUGGUCCAAGUCCACCUUAUAGAAUCUCAAAUGCUGACAAUUUCUGUGCCACUUUGAAAUUUCGUCAGGAUUAUUGAUUCAUUCGUCUUUUAUUGUUCAAUCUCACUCUCUUUUUACUGAGCAACAUAGUGUAUUGAGGAGAAAAAGAGAGAGAGAUGGAGAGCAUAACAACAGGGUGGCAAGUGAUUUCAUUAUGUGGAAUAGCACUUUGGAUUAUGAUUUCUUCAAAAUUGAAGGUGACUCAAAAGCUCAGAUCUUGCACACAGCCAUGGGUCUGUCAACGUGUGAUCUCUGGAACUCCCAUUAUUCUAAAGAUUCAGAAAUACCAGCACAGAUGUUUGGAUGCAUUUUUUUCUGGGUUAUCUUGUGUUGUUUCUGUGCCUUUUUAUACCGCCUUUCUUCCCCUCCUUUUCUGGACUGGGCAUUGCAAAUUGGCUAGGCAAAUGACACUCUUGAUAGCUUUCUGUGACUAUACAGGAAACUGCAUAAAGGAUGUGGUUUCAGCCCCUAGACCCCGAUCUCCGCCUGUCAGAAGAGUAACAGCCACCAAAGACGAGGAAGAUAAUGCAAUGGAAUACGGAUUACCUUCGUCUCACAGUCUUAAUACUGUCUGUCUAUCAGGGUACCUUUUACACUACAUUCUUGACUAUACUGAAAGUAACGAUCUCUCUAUUAGAGUGGCGGGAAUCAUCAUGGCUUGUCUUGUUGUUGUUCUCAUCGGUUUUGGAAGGAUAUACCUUGGUAUGCACAGCUUGAUCGACAUCAUUGGUGGUCUGGCUUUGGGACUAGGAAUCCUGGCAGUUUGGCUCUCUGUGUCAGAAUACAUAGAUAAUUUCGUAAUUUAUGGUCAAAAUGUUGUAUCUUUCUGGGCUGCUCUAUGCUUCUUGUUACUCUUUGCAUACCCGACUCCCGAAGUUCCAACACCAAGUUUUGAGUAUCACACUGCCUUCAAUGGAGUUUCCCUUGGUAUUGUGAUUGGAAUCCACCAGACGUUCCAUCAGUUUCACCAUGAGGAUGUUGCUCGUGUUUUCUCUCCUCAGCUUAUGCUUCCUGCCUUUGUGGGUAGACUACUACUAGGAAUCCCGACCAUCCUUCUCGUGAAGUUCUGUAGCAAGGCUCUUGCCAAAUGGAUUCUUCCAAUUAUUUCAAAUGCUUUGGGAAUCCCAGUUAGAUCGACAAGCUAUAUACCUACCUUAAAUGGAACCGAUAAGAAAUCUGAUGUAUUGAAGCAGUCAGGUUAUCUCCAGAAAAUGUUCUCAAAGCAGACGUCGUUCGAUGUUGAUACUGGCAUCAGGCUCCUUCAGUAUGCUGGUCUUGCCUGGUCUGUUGUUGACCUUGUUCCUUCAAUGUUCCUUCACAUUGGAUUGUGACACCAUAAUACCAAUGUAUAUUAGUUUAUCAUCGUUCUACUUUAUUUGUUCUUUGGGUUCCCCUGGUAGGGGUGGUGGUGGAUGGUUAACUAGGCUGUAUGGGUAUAUCAAAAAUAUUGGCACUGCUAUAUUCUUAUUGUAUAGAAACAUCUCCAAAUUUUGUUGUCAUUUAUGAUCCAUUACUGUGGAAGUUGAUAUUAUGUUUA
This is a messenger RNA of Salvia splendens (bonfire salvia), 1585 nucleotides long. Its product is annotated as lipid phosphate phosphatase delta. The record is from RefSeq and is a predicted model, not a curated record. NCBI's taxonomy places the organism in Eukaryota, Viridiplantae, Streptophyta, Magnoliopsida, Lamiales, Lamiaceae. Gene Ontology annotation, molecular function: sphingosine-1-phosphate phosphatase activity. The transcript is spliced from 8 exons. Gene Ontology annotation, cellular component: endoplasmic reticulum membrane. Bases 165 to 1379 code for a protein of 404 amino acids.